Molecule: messenger RNA, 726 nt
Organism: Anisakis simplex (herring worm)
Lineage: Eukaryota; Metazoa; Nematoda; Chromadorea; Rhabditida; Anisakidae
Source: the annotation of a GenBank genome assembly
CUUGUACCGUUUGUUGCCUAUGCAAUAGCGUUCGGUAAUCACGAGCUAACCUACGAUGCCCUCCUUCUCUACACACAUUGUGCACAAGUACAGGAAUUCCCAACGAAAUGGCUUGCUGAUCUGGNGCAAUAUCUUCAGCUGCAUCGAUCUGUUAAGGGAAUCUUCGAUCAUGGAUCUUUUUUAAGGCUUGCUGAUCUGGUGGCGAAUUGUUUCACGACUGCAGCUGCUGCUGCUGCUGGUGGUAGUCGAGCAGGCGGUGGACCUGCGUCAAUCUCAAGAAGGAAUUCCGCAAUGUCUUUAUCCAGGAGUGUUUCGGAGCAACGCCUUGACGGUGUCGUCGGUGUUGAUGGCUUAGGAGCCGCAGUUUCCGUGAUACCGAAUGGUGGCCGUACAACACCGAAUCUGGAUAUGCCGUUGGCGAAUGGUGAUUCGACGAAACAACUGGAUGAGCUACUGGAGAAAAUGAAACGUGGAAUCGAUUUCAAGGACCCACAUCUAUCACAACUGGUUAUGGCGUUCGAACGGAAAAUUCAAUUGCUCAAGAAUCGUGAAUUGGAGUUGGAGCAGCUGCUGAUGAAGAAGGAUGAGUCGUUGCGACAAAGCGAACGACUGAGGACGUUGUAUUCGAGUCAAAACAAUGAUGCUGAGGUUAUUUAUUUGCUUGUUUAUUUCACAAAUCGAUGGUAUCGUGAACAAGGAUUGGGCAUUGAACCAGCUUUAUGUUGA